Messenger RNA from Spodoptera littoralis (African cotton leafworm), 5510 nucleotides. The record is from the annotation of a GenBank genome assembly. Lineage: Eukaryota; Metazoa; Arthropoda; Insecta; Lepidoptera; Noctuidae.
UUAAUGAAUUCGUAUGUUGUAUUUAACUACCUAUUUUGUUUUGAUUAUGUUUGCGAAGUUGUUCUACAUCGUAGGUUACAAACCUCGAUUUUUAAUAGGUACCUUCAGAUCUUAAUUUUCAACUAGCUUUCUAAUAAAGAAAUAAUGACAGUAGUUUCAGUGCCUUUAGGGUAGGUAUGGUUUAAAACAAACAAAAAGAACUUUAUCUUUAUAUCAAUUUUACAAUAAAAUUAUAUCAUCAGGUUAUUAUAGGUCAGACAUUACUAUUGGUAUCAUCUUGUACUUAUCUCUUAUAAUUCAGAGAGUAGCUAAUUAGGUAGUACUGUACAUUGUUUGAUUAAACCUUAUUUGACAACUUUUAAAAUAAUGUCCUCCCUGUAACAAUUUUGUAAUAUGUACAUAAUUAUUAUAGAACAAAUUGAAUGCAUCAUAAAAUAUAAAUAACAGUGUAAGGAAUCAUUGAUAUUUAUGUAAUAAUUUUAUUGAAUAUUGAGGCUCCUAACUACUUGUUCUUUGGUGUCAUCUGGAGAUGUAACUUUGUGACCAACUGUCCGUGGGUCAUUGUAAAUCUCAUAGUCAUUACCACCAGCCAUUGUUUUAUCUCCAAAAAAGUGUAUUUGUUCAAAAUGUUGGUCUGCUACAUGAUUUAGGCAGUAAGUCUUGUCCCAGCCUGUAGGGAAGACGUCCACACUGAUUUGUCCUCCGAGUGCAAAUGUCAAACCUGAACCUUCAAAUUCAGUUUUUAAUGAAUCAACAAAUUUUUGUCUUAUAGAAUGGAUAGAGUCAUACUUUACAAACUCAUCUCGCUCAGCCUGGCUGCAGGACCGUCCCACAGGGCAAAUAUUAAUCAUGCUUGAUCUGAACUCAACAAAGUUACCACGCUUAGCUGGUAGCUCGAUCUUAGACAUAUAUCCAAGUGAGAAAUUGAUAACUCUUUGUAACAACUUCUCUCCGAGAUGACUCAGGAUACUUUCAGAGCUGAUCAGCUUGCCAUUACGAUAAUAAACAACACCAUUCUCACAAAAAACGUAGUCGAACUUAGCUGCCACUUCCGCCCCAUCCAUUUGUUCAGCUAUUUUAGCAUAAUCGGAUCCACUGACAAGUCCCACAGUCACUUUUGAUUUUACAUCAUCUAACAAAAACUUUUUCAGUUCCUCUGUUAUAACCUGCCGCGGUUUAGUAAGGGUACCAUCUACAUCAAAAAGAUACAAAAUUGAUUUCCGGCUAGUCAUGUUAUCGAAAUACAAGAAGACCUCUAGUAGGCAAUAAAAAUCUAUUCAAAUUUUGGAGGCUAUUUGUAAAGCCGGUCUUAUGUAGGGCACUAACUCAGCAGCACGCUACUUCCCGUCUACCACUUCUACCACUGUGGUACCGUAUAACCGUACUUAGAAAGCGAACCGCGCCAACACUUUAGUGGAAGUGGACACGUCACAGUCAAAUAUCUGCCAGUUAUCAGCUGACAGCCGCGAGGGUGGCGGAAAACAUGGCGUACGAAUCGAGUACUGUUUACACCCUGAUAAUUUACUUCUUUAUCACUGAUACCGUAUUAUCUGAUAAAGCUACUAAACCUGGAAAUGUUCUUAUACUUUUGGCGGAUGAUGGAGGUUUCGAGCUCGGCGCGUACAUGAACAAGAUAUGCCAAACUCCGAAUAUCGAUGCCCUUGCACAGCGUGGUCUACUCUUCAACAAUGCCUUCACUUCAGUUAGCAGCUGCUCUCCGAGCCGCGCCGCGCUGCUGACGGGCACGCCGAGCCACCAGAACGGCAUGUACGGCCUGCACCGCACUGUGCACCACUUCAACUCGUUCGACACAGUCACCAGCCUGCCCAACCUGCUGAGCGCGCACAAUGUCACCACCGGUAUUAUUGGCAAGAAGGACGUCGGGCCGGCAGCACAGUAUAAGUUUGACUACGAGCAGACCGAGGAGAACAACCACGUGAACCAGGUCGGCCGGAACAUUACGCACAUCAAGCUGCUCACCAGGGAGUUCCUAGCUAAAGCUAACCGUGACAAGAGGCCGUUUCUACUUUACGUAAGCUUCCACGACCCGCAUAGGUGCGGUCACACAGACCCGCAGUUCGGUCCGUUCUGCGAACGAUUCGGUUCCGGCGAGGAGGGUAUGGGGCUUAUACCGGACUGGCAUCCUAUUUACUAUCAAUGGGAGCAAGUGCAGCUGCCGUACUUCGUACAGGACACGGAAGCAGCUCGGAGAGACAUCGCGGCACAGUACACGACCAUGUCGCGGCUAGACCAAGGAGUAGGACUGGUGCUGCAGGAGUUACAAAGCGCUGGACACGCAGACGACACUCUCGUUAUAUAUACGUCAGACAACGGCAUCCCGUUCCCGUCCGGCCGCACCAACAUGUACGACCCGGGACUACGCGAGCCCCUCAUCAUCGCCUCGCCGCACCCGCACGCGAGGAAGAAUCAAGCCUCGUACGCCAUGGUCAGCCUGCUGGACGUCAUGCCUACGGUACUGGACUGGUUCAACAUUCCGCUCCCGCAGGAGACAAAUGACAUAAUGACGCCGGAUACAGCUAAGAGCUUACUUCCAAUUUUAGAAAAAGAGCCUCCGCAUUCGGAGGACGAGGCAGUGUUCGCGUCGCAGACUCACCACGAGGACCUGCUGAACCGCACGGCGGACAAGCAGCCCCUGCCGUGGUACAAGACCCUCGCCCAGUACUACUACCGGCCGCAGUGGGAGCUGUACGACGUGCGCGCUGACCCCGCGGAGGCCAGGAACUUGCACGGCAAGCCGGCGCUGGCGGGCGUGGAGGCGGCGCUGCGCGCGCGGCUGCGGCGCUGGCAGCGCGCGUCCGCCGACCCGUGGCAGUGCGCGCCCGACGCCGUGCUCGAGCGCGCCGCCUGCCGCCCUCUGCUGCAUCGCUAGGACACGGCCUUACUUUUAUACGACCUAGCUCAUUACUAUACACAAUAUACUCCUUAGACUAGAUUGUAUUCAAUACAGACGUUUAUUCAUGUGCUUAAUUAUAAGAAAAUUGUAGCCCAACGGCCGAAAUUAACCUAAUCCAAAAUCUGUUGAUAUGGAUCGGUGUUGGACAGACACUCCACACACGACUAAUGUCAUUGUUUCUAUUUUAAGAAAUAAAGAAUAGUGUAAUGUAGUGCAGCGUUGUCUCUCGCAGCGGCUACGUUACUCUGUAACUUUUAAUUGAAAAGUCAUUGCUCGAGACUCGAGAGAGUAUAGUGAGUAUAGUCCCACAACCAAUGCCAUGGCGGACCGCGAUCGAUCGAGGUCACUUCGAUCUUUCGCAUUGAAAGUUACAGAAUAUCUUACAUAGCAGCUGGGCUCGCUACUGCAACGACAGCUGGAAGGAUCUCGACAUUGCAAAUAAAACUACUUCAUAUAAAUGUUUGUGUCUAUUUGUUGAUUUCAUAUACAUAGAUACGAGUGCAUAUUAAGUUAAACAUUCAAAUUAUAUUAACAAAUACAACGCAGGCAACUGGUUUCUUGGUUUCGUCUACAGUCUAUUAUCAAUUAUAAAUACACUGGCUUCGGCCGCGUCUUGUGCGAUACCAAGUACCGACACACAAGUGACACAAGUGACACGACACACGACACAUAGGCAUGUGGUAUUUCAGACCAUAAUGUUCCUCUGUUCCAAAUGUGAGAACAAUGCUAAGACACGCUUGACGUAUUAUACGAAUUACAAAACUUACUAACACAAAAAAAAACAAAACAAAAUAUAUCUUAUGGUUUAACAUGGUGCUCACAUAUGCAUAUUGACAAUCCAUAAAAAUAGCGCUUCUAUACAAGAAAAAGGAAACUCUUUGUUCCAUGUAUUGGAAUCUUAACUAUCUACUACUGCCAAGCAUUCUUACUUUCAAGAUAAUCUGUCAGUGUGUAGAAAGCUCGUUUACAUAAUUCGCGCUUAAUAUAUGUUAAAUUUACUUUCAUUGAGAUCUAGUGUGCUAUUUGGUAUUUUAUUAUAGCAUUUAAUACUGGGGUAAAUAAUAAUGGGGUUAGCCCAUAAAGGAUUUCUUUACCUUGGACAGUCUGAAUUAAAGUUCUCUUCAAAACAAAUUAAUCAAGCCCAAACACCAGGUAGCUACUGUCAGCCGUUGAGGAGUUCCCUUAGGUAUCAUAAUCCUUCAUCAUCAGGCCCCUAAUAGAGUCAUACCUCAUUUAGGUGUAAAGUUCUCAUCACUACAAAUUAAUCAAGCCCAAACACCAGGUAGCUACUGUCAGCCGUUGAGGAGUUCCCUUAGGUAUCAUAAUCCUUCAUCAUCAGGCCCCUAAUAGAGUCAUACCUCAUUUAGGUGUAAAGUUCUCAUCACUACAAAUUAAUCAAGCCCAAACACCAGGUAGCUACUGUCAGCCGUUGAGGAGUUCCCUUAGGUUUCACAUUUUGUAUAAAUUAAUGAGUUCGUUCGGAGCCUUGCCCUAAGGCCCAUUGUCUACGUAACCACACGUCACACGCACGCAUCAUCAAUUACGUUUGCAUGACGAUCACAAGACGAAUACUUGCAUCCUGCGUAGAAACAAUCAAAAUUGUGUCCACGAUGCGCCAUUUGACGAAUGCAUACAGCCUGUGUGACGUAACGUUGCCGGCGCCGUGCCGCUGGGUGGAAAUUGAAUAAAGCGUGAGUAUGACGUGCGAUUACGUGUAUAGUAGGCUUGACUAAUAAAAUGGUAUUUAGAUACAGCAUAGGUACUACCACAGAACAUAUAAAGAAGGCUAGAAAGGAAAUAGUUUCUGAUUUGUUUCAGAACACGCGACGCCGUUUGUCUCCAACUCUUUAACUUUACUACAAGCAAGAGACCAAUACCUACGCGGAAAAUGCACACAAAUAAACAACACGCAUUAGGUUUACAUUUUUGCUAUUGGUCGUCACACUGACGCAAUCACUUCGUUGGACAUACACUCAUACAGGCGUAAAAAAACUAAUGUAUGGUAGGGGGUGCGAAAGGUCGAUUAGUGAUAUCGAUAAAAUUAAUAGCAUAUAGCUUCUUAAUUUACAUGUGUUGCGGACUAUGUGGAUUUAUAUAAGACAUAUUGUGUACAUGUAUUUACGCUAAUAUACAUAACUACAACAUGUAACGUAAUUAAUGCACACCCUUAAACACCCCAAUUAGAAUAUUAGGUAUGUUAUAAUCAUAAUACAUACCUACACUACAUUUUUAAUGUAACAUGUAUAUGCAUCCUUACUGAUCUUGUCAUAAGGUUUAUUUUUCUUUACUUUGUAUUGAAUGAUAGAAUUUGUAUGAAUACAAAUAAAACUGCGAUUAUAAGUCUUAUAGCUUUGACUUACCAUCCAUUUCGAUUUGUUUUAACAAUACAGGGUUAAUAUGACAAUAAUUUCCGUAGUUUAAUUAUUUUUGGGAUAAAAAAUUACCUAUACUUACUAAAAAUUAUAUAAAUCGAUUCAGUUAACGAUUCUGAACUAACUAUUUUCAGGAUGUGCGUUAUUUAAGUUACAUGUUGUAUACAUAGAAAAAUACAUAACUGAUUUUAAAAAUCAAUUAUAUUAUUAACAUAAGUAAAUUG